Messenger RNA from Anopheles cruzii, 3560 nucleotides. It is a transcript of the gene Ttd14, whose product is annotated as TRPL translocation defect protein 14. Bases 402 to 1790 code for a protein of 462 amino acids. Gene Ontology annotation, molecular function: GTP binding; phosphatidylinositol binding; phosphatidic acid binding. Gene Ontology annotation, biological process: photoreceptor cell maintenance. The transcript has 10 exons. Lineage: Eukaryota; Metazoa; Arthropoda; Insecta; Diptera; Culicidae. The record is from RefSeq and is a predicted model, not a curated record.
UCAUUACUUCGUUCGCGCAUUGUGAAGUGUGGUUUAGUUUUUGGGGAAAGAUAAUCCUUGGAGAGUGCUUGUGCAUGUGUGCGCAAACGUGUGCUGAAUGCACUGUAACACAAAAUUGUACAUCGUAGAAAGAGCGGGAUUACGAAAGGCAGCGAUCAUUUUAUUACUAUACCACAGGCAAAACCGUGACAAUCAUUACAACCACAGAAGUUAGCAAUUUUGUAUUCACCUAACAACCCAACUCAUACAUACAUCAGUAAUCUCUUUUGAGGUUGCAAGUAAAGGCCCUGUGGAUUUAUAUAAUUUUGCAUCCUGUUCGUGAAAUUGGCUUCACCGGUUAGUCACAAGUUGUAGAGAAUAUCGCGUUUGCCAAAAUCUCCCAAAGCCACAUUUUACUCAGCAUGGAUGCGAUAGAGGAACGCAAGGUGUACCGCCUGGUGCUGACGGGAGGUCCAUGUGGAGGGAAAACAACCGGUCAGUCCAGAUUGUGUACCUUUUUCGAAAACCUAGGAUGGAAGGUUUUUCGCGUGCCUGAAACGGCUACAAUUCUGCUCAGCGGUGGUAUCAAAUUCGCUGAUUUGGUCGCUGAUGAAGAUCGAAGUAAAAACAAGACACGCGACAGUACAAAGCCUGUCUUUAAAGAAGGUAUUCCGGAGCAUAGUGCUAUUGACAUUAACGAAAUUACAACCUGUCCCCGGUGUAUGGUUGCUGCUGUCGGAAAAGUCGGUGAUGUGUUCAAGUUUCAAGAAAACUUGCUUCGUACCAUGAUACAAAUCGAGAAUACGUACUUCGAACUAGGCAGGACAAGUACCAAAAAUUGUUUGAUCAUCUGCGAUCGUGGUUUCAUGGAUGCCAGCGCCUAUAUAUCGAAGGAAAAAUGGGACCGUAUGAUGCGUUCCAAUCACUGGAAUCCGGUGGAGUUGCGUGACAAUCGAUACAACCAAAUCAUCCAUAUGGUAUCGGCUGCGAACGGUGCGGAAGAGUUUUAUGCCACCGAGGAACACUCAUGCCGGUCGGAAGGCGUGACUUUGGCCCGAGAGCUCGACUACAAAUCUGCUUCGGCAUGGAUUGGCCAUCCGUACUUCGAUGUUAUCGACAAUUCAACAGACUUUGAAAACAAAGUGAAUCGUAUGAUUGAAUGCGUAUGCCAGAAACUAGGUAUCGAUAUCGGCGAUAGGUUGUCGAUCACAUCGAGGAAGGUUAAGUUUUUGGUUUCGGGUCCAAUGCCACCCGAUUCGAGCUUCCCCGCGUAUCAGGACUUCGAGGUGGUACACAAUUACUUACAGUGCGCUGGUCCUCGCGUGCAGGCACGUUUACGCAAACGUGGUCAAAACGACCGUUGGAGUUACAUUCAUACGAUACGCCGGCCCCAACAGCAUGGUCAAUCAAUAGAAGUGCGCACACAGCUAUCCCAUCGCGACUAUUUGAACAUGCUUACCCAGAAGGACGAUGCACAUUUACCCAUCUUUAAGAAACGCCGUUGUUUCCUUGUAAACAACCAGUAUUUCCAGAUGGAUAUCUACAAGGAACCCAGUCAUCCCAGGUGCAAAGGGCUCAUCCUAUUGGAAACGUACACCUCACUGACAGGUGAUAAGUUGAAAAAUAUUCUACCAACAUUUCUAAACAUCGCAAAAGAAGUCACCGGCCAACCGGAUUAUUCCAUGUUCAACUUGUCACUGCGAGAAGACUGGAACAAUACCAAGAAGUUCUGCUAUUCGCUAGAUGAUCUAGAUGAUGGCGAUGUUAAAACGAAUGGUCAUUCGAAAAAAAUUAUCAAUGGUACAGCGUAGUUGAAGCGGGUUUUCCUUCAAAGGUGGUGUUCGGUUUUCAAAUUGGCGUGAACGACAGUCCGAGAACGGUUCAACUCAGGAAUGUCCCCGAUCUGCUGAGUAGUGUGUUGUUGUGUGAACUGAGUAAUCUACCGGAAAGGCAAACAUUGCAUUGGCAUAACAGACAAAAGUAACUUGGCAUUGCGUUCGCCAUUGCCAUCAUACUCAAAGCGUUUGUUCCUAAUUUUACUUACUACGAGCGAACAUUUCACUAUUAUUGCGUUAUGAUAUCGGUUUGUUUCGGUCGGAGUAUGUUGUUUACCCCCACGAACAUUUAUAAACGAAAAAGUAUGAUGUUGAAAACAUCGUAUCAUUUCAAUGAGUGCCUUUAUUUGUCCUAUUCUGUGUUGGUUAAUGUUUUUGAAGACUAUUGAUUCUUGGGGGAUUGUACUUAAUUUGUGUUUGAAACACACACAAAAAAUAUACCGGACAGGCUAACUUCAUCCAAAACGAAUAUGAUGUUUUACACUCUAAACUAUUAGUACGUGUAUUGUCUGUGUGUUUUUUUAUGCUUCGACAAUCGAAAUUUUCUAGGUCCCCCCAAUUGAACCUCGCACAGCAUUGGCACGAUUGGUGAAAUUGUCGCCAACGACUUUUGAUUGACAAUUAUUGUUUAAAAAAAAUGCCACCCGACACAUUUCUACCUCCGCCCUGUAAUAGAGACAAUGCUCCGAUUAAUGUUCAACUUAAGGAAAUAACGUUGUCUUUUGUGAUUGUCUCUUUUGUGUAUCUAGGGUUUUUACGGUUUUCUUGUACUUUAAUGUGUACCACAACGAUCUAGUCGUAGUCUACUUUGAAGCCAUGCAAAAAUGCUACCGAAACAUAGUCCUAACGUCCUAACUAGCGAGCGAACGAUAUGGGUCUGAAUUAAGUCAUCCCAACGUGUGCGAACGGUAUCGAACCGAUGGAAGAAGGAUCAUGUGUUUUAGAUUAUGCCUUUUCUAAUAUCUUAGAACAGAAUGAUUGUACUACAGAAAUACUGUUGUAAAUGCCCAAUUCUUUGGAAUUGAACAUAACAGAGUUCAUACCAGUACUUAAUGUGGCUCAUCGAAAAUUAUCAGCUUCCGUUACUUCUCUACACACUUCCUAAAGGUCCUUUAACUCGAAAACUUUUAAUCCGAUAAAAUCUAUCGAUAUCUCAACAAAAAACCUGCACAGACCAUGUUAUUCUGUCGCUAUAGCAUCACGCCACAUAAGGAACAAAUUUAAAAAUUAGUUCUUACGUUGUCAUUUUUAUGUAUAGCUACAACCACGAAACAAGAAAACUUAAUAUUGGCCGACUUAAAUAUAUGGUUAGAAACAAGUAAUUUCUGCAGCAAUAGAAGCAGCACUACUGGUACUUAUUUGAACAGGGGUGCUAAAAAUAUUACCACAGCCUAAGUCGGACGGAAUAGUACAAUAGCAUGAAAGAGCGAAGUCGGACGGACCAUAAACACGAUCAAUAAUGUAGGUAGCGGUCAAAACUUACGACCGAGUUUUUCGUUCUCAGAUCAUCGGGCUGGAAUCUGCAACCAGAGAAGAACUAAUUGGGCAGACGGGGUAAACUUGGCACACUACUUAGCAAAGCGAGUGUUAAUCAGCGGAGAGCGAAAGAAACACUGUUAUUGAUGUAUUUUAUAUUAAAAUGAGGAAAACUUCCGUAAAUCACUAUCUGUUGAAAAGACGCAAAUUAUAUUUCGCCAAGAGAAAAACAGGCGUCACGAAAAGAUCAAUAAAUUGCAUACAAAUCUU